Messenger RNA from Penaeus chinensis, 1386 nucleotides. It is a transcript of the gene Fpps, whose product is annotated as farnesyl pyrophosphate synthase-like. Gene Ontology annotation, cellular component: cytoplasm. Gene Ontology annotation, biological process: trans, trans-farnesyl diphosphate biosynthetic process. The record is from RefSeq and is a predicted model, not a curated record. Gene Ontology annotation, molecular function: dimethylallyltranstransferase activity; (2E,6E)-farnesyl diphosphate synthase activity. NCBI's taxonomy places the organism in Eukaryota, Metazoa, Arthropoda, Malacostraca, Decapoda, Penaeidae.
AUACUCCAAUACAAUGCAGUGGGUGGAAAGAUGAACAGAGGAUUAGCAGUUGGUUUGUCCUAUAAAUUACUUGCAAAGCCAGAAGAUAUAACUGCAGACAGCAUGAGGCGUGCUCACAUACUUGGCUGGUGCAUUGAACUGCUUCAGAGUUUCUUCCUGGUGGCUGAUGAUAUCAUUGAUGGCAGUGAAAUGCGGCGUGGAAGGCCUGCUUGGUACCGCAAAGAUGACCUUGGUCUGAGUGCCUUUAAUGAUGCUAUCCUUCUAGAGGCUGGGAUUUACAAACUCUUACAUCAGCAUUUCCGUGAUGAACCUUAUUAUGUUGAUGUUUUGGAGCUGUUCCAUGAGAUGACCUUGAAGACUGCAUUAGGUCAGUGUCUUGACCUGAUGUCAUGCCCAGCAGGUGGGAGACCUGUACUCAGUAAGUUCACAAUGGAACGUUAUGAUGCCAUUGUCAAAUACAAGACUGCAUAUUAUUCAUUUUACCUUCCUGUCGCUCUUGCAAUGUAUAUGGCUGGGAUACGAAAUACAGACACUGUGAGAGUGGCUGACAUCACAGAUCGAGAACUUCAUCGUCAAGCAAGAACAAUCCUGGUUGAAAUGGGACACUUUUUCCAAGUACAAGAUGAUUAUCUAGACUGCUUUGGUGAUCCAUCAGUCACAGGCAAGGUUGGAACAGAUAUAGCAGAGGGCAAGUGCACCUGGCUGUCUGUUGUAGCGCUUCAAAGAGCAACACCAGCACAGCGGGCUCUAAUGGAGCAACAUUAUGGCAAUCCAGAAGAGGAGAGUGUGAAUAAAGUUAGGGCACUUUACAAGGAACUGGGUUUACCUGCUACAUAUCGUGCAUAUGAAGAUUCCACUUCUUCCAUGAUUCGAGUUCAUAUUCAGCAGAUUUCACGUGGCCUCAAUCAUAAUGUAUUUUUCAAGUUCUUAGAUAAAAUCCAUAAGCGCUCAAGCUAGAGGGGUCAAGUACACCCUAUAAAUAUCCUGUAGUAUAUAUUCUCAUAUAUCCGUUUUUUUUGUUGAGACAACAAACAUUAAUUUGAUCUUUAUCAGAUUAUUUUAUGCAUUUGGAUCAAAGAAAAUCUGUAUGUAGGGAUUUUAGUGCAUUAUUUGAGGAACCAGCAUAGGUGUUGUACUAUACUAAGGAUAUUAUUCAAAGAACUGUUAUGCUUCAUCUUUUAUUAUGAUGAUGCAUCAGUGUAAUAAAAAUGAAUGUUUGUGUCUGUUCAUGCAAUAUGUAUAUAUAUUGUAUUAAGUGUGCAGUGAAAUUAGAAGUUAAUUUUUUUUCUUUGUAUUGUCAUCAAAGCUUUCUUAUUCUUGAGACACAAAAACUGCCUCCAUACUUCAAUUCUGCAAAAGAGCCAAUAAAAUGUACAUCAUAAAAUU